Saccoglossus kowalevskii is the source of this 2325-nucleotide messenger RNA. RefSeq names its product plexin-B-like. Lineage: Eukaryota; Metazoa; Hemichordata; Enteropneusta; Harrimaniidae. Gene Ontology annotation, molecular function: protein binding; semaphorin receptor activity. The record is from RefSeq and is a predicted model, not a curated record. Gene Ontology annotation, biological process: regulation of cell shape; regulation of cell migration; semaphorin-plexin signaling pathway. Gene Ontology annotation, cellular component: semaphorin receptor complex; plasma membrane.
AUGUCUAUGUUCUCACCCAACAUAGAAUGUUCUCUUUAUAGUGAUUGUCCAUUGUCACAACAAUCAUCAAGAUGGUUAGAUGUGUUUUCUGAUGAUAUGUGUGUUAAUAUCACAUCAAUAGAACCAAUGACUAGUAUUGCCAUUACAGUCCGGAAUCAGAUCGCUCUCAGUGUUACUGAGCUACCCGAUGAACAUGAUAUAACCCCUGCUUAUCAUUGUAUGUUUGGAAUCAGAUUUAUAACACCUGCUGAUCAAGCUGGAAAUGUCUUGACCUGUGAUACACCGCCUACCGACAUGAGACCCAAUAUACAAAAUGGACAAGAUUCCGUAGCAGUACAACUUUCUGUAAAAAGUGUGGAAACAACUAAAGAGUUUGUACAUACUGAAUUCUAUUUUUUCGAUUGCUCUGCCCACAACUCAUGCACAGAGUGUGUUAGCAGUAACUGGGCAUGUGAUUGGUGUGUAUAUGAAAACAAAUGUACACAUGUAAGUAGUAUAUGUGCUGAGGAUGACAGUUCCACAAUUGUUGUAGGCGAAAAUAAUAUAUUUGGUAGUAGUGGGAGAAGAGGGCGUCAUUACUGUCCUUAUAUUGAGCAACAAAGUGAUAAAGUUCUAGUUCAUGUUGGUUUGACAGUAUCGCUUGUAGUGAAGGCAUUCAAUAUUCCGGAUUUGAAGUACCACUAUAUUGCUGAUACCCAGGAGUUGAACGUGAGUUUAAUUGUACAAUGGAAUGAUAACUAUAUCAUUGAUGAUAUAUAUGGAUACAUAGUAACAUUGUAUGAUUGUAGUGUUGGUCGUCUUGACUGCAAUGAAUGCUUAUCUACUGUAACAAGUAGAGAGGAACUACAAUGUGGUUGGUGUGUUAGUUAUAAUUCCUGUCAGAUUGAACAGCAUUGUGAUUAUGAUUGGUUGCCACAAGAUACAACUCACAACUGUGAUGACCCUGUUAUCCACGAGAUUUGGCCGUCUUCUGGUUCAUUUGAAGGUGGAACGGACAUCGUCAUUAGCGGUAGCAAUUUGGGAAAGACGUACUCCCACAUUGACAAUGUCCACAUUGGAGGUCGUAACUGCGUGUUAGUUGAAGACAAAUACACUGUUUCUAGAAGUGUUGAAUGCACAACAGAUUCUGCAGAUGUCGAUAUGUCUGGUAAGAUCAGUGUAAUAGUUAUUGGUAAUGAUGGAACGCUACAAACUGGAGUAUCUGGAAGCUCAAUACAGUUCACAUGGAGGAAACAAAUUCCAAGUGAUUUUAUUCCCAAGAUUGGUCCAAAAGCUGGAGGUACUAGAAUAGUGAUAACUGGAAAAUAUAUGAAUGCUGGAAGGAAUAUAACAGCAUAUAUCGAUGGAGCACUGUGCACAGUUAAAAGUGAUUUAGUGAAUAGUACAAGUAUUGCAUGCAUAUCCCCACCACAUCAACAAACAGAUAGUGCAACGAUUACAGUGUAUUUCGAUGGCGCUGCACGGCCAAUUAAUGGAAUAACAUAUGAAUACACAGAAAAUCCUACAGUACUCAGUAUUUCAAAAGAGGAAAGUAUGUUCAGUGGUGGUCGACAAGUUAGUGUAUAUGGAACUAAUUUUGGUUCAAUUCAGGAGCCCAAACUAAUAAUUUACAUAUAUCAAGAAGCCUAUACAUCAGAUCCAUGUGAAGUAUUGUUCGAUACCAGUAUGAUAUGCAUAACUCCAUAUGUACCAUAUCCACCAUCAACACAACUCAAUAAAAUGAGAUCAGAUGAGUCAUCACAAUCUAAAAGAUCGACAUGCGAUGGUACCUGUGUAGAUGUGACAAUAGGAUUUAUAAUGGACAGUGUACAUGAGUUACGCAGUCUACCCCAGUUAUAUUUCAAAAUGUACAUGAACCCAGUUUAUUUCAGAUUCGAGAAUGAAGGACACAUCAACCACUUUGAAGGAGAGCAAAUCUAUAUCAAGGGAAUGAACCUCGAUCUUGCCAGUACGAGUGAUGAAGUGACUGUAUACAUUGGAACUGAGAUAUGUAAUGUAACAAGUAUUGGUAAUACUAUACUAUACUGCAUACCUCCUGAAUCACAGCCCAGAGGCGUAGAUAUUAAUGGCACCGCAACUAAUAACAAUUUACCUGAAGUGAUGGUUGUUGUUGGGAACCUUGAAUUCUUCAUUGGAUAUUUGUCUUAUAUAGACCAGACGUCUAGUGCUAAUAUCAUUCUUAUUGUAGUCAGUCUAUCUAUUGUCGCAUCUUUACUAUUGAUUGUAAUCGUAGUAAUUAUCAUGUAUAAGCAUCAACAUAAUAGCAGAGAAAGAAGAAUCAGUGACUUGCGAACAAAUGUCCUGAACAUGGACAGUAAACAUUAA